UAUAAAUAUAUAGAGGACUUGACUCUUGAAAUGAUUUGUCUAUUCCAGGCAGACUUUGCUACUUCUGCUGUGGAUUUUUUGCAUAGGGUUGGUCGCACUGCUAGAGCUGGUCAAUUUGGACUUGUCACUAGCCUGUACACUGAAUCCAAUCGGGAUCUUGUUGCUGCAGUUUGUCAAGCUGGGGAUAUUGGUCAGCCUGUGGAGAGUGCAUUUAGCAGGAAAAGAAGCUUCCGCAACAAGCUUAAGAAAAGAGCAGCUUUGGACAAAGUCAGAGACUUGUCAACCGCUUAGAGAGCGUCUUUUGGCAUAAAAUGGCUAGAUUGUGAGGAACUUGUGAUUGAUCAUGGAUGUCCUCUCGUCUUUCUGUAGUUCCACCGGUGGAUGUGCAUCUCCAAUUUGUGGGUCUAUUAAGGACUGUGAGGUAAAGAUCUUACUUGAUCAUUGCCCUAGGUCUUUAGGUGAGAAUUGGAAAAUUGCAUCUCCAAUCUCAUGAAUUCUUGCCCAUUAUUGGAAAAUUGCAGCAUAGCUUUUAUCACGCGAAUUCUUGCCCGUUAUAGGAAAAUUACAGCACAGCUUUUAUCACUUGAAUUCAAUCUUUGCCCAUUUAUAGGAAAUUGCAGCACAGCUUUUAUCACGUGAAUUCAAUCUUGCCCAUUUAUAGGAAAAUUGCAGCACAGCUUUUUAGGCGUUUUGAGGGUAUGAAAAAAGUAGUUCUAAAGCGGUAUUUGAAAAUUCUUUGGUAAAAUUCACUUAACCCUUUUAAAUUAUCACCCUAAUAACA
Messenger RNA from Corylus avellana, 781 nucleotides. NCBI's taxonomy places the organism in Eukaryota, Viridiplantae, Streptophyta, Magnoliopsida, Fagales, Betulaceae. The record is from RefSeq and is a predicted model, not a curated record.